AUGUUGUCUAACUCGGACUCUUUGAAGCGAUAUCUUUUACACCUCCCUGCAAACUCCGAAUUCAAGUUCACCAAUGAACUGAAGCGAGACAUAAGGAAGGCGCUCUUUUGGGCCGCAUCCAGCCAAGGUCAAUUUCUUGACUGGGUUUUCCCGUUAACGUUCCAGCAAGCUGCCCAGCAGAACCAGGACCAAGACCAAAGUGAAUCGUCCACAUUUUCAGAUGCUAUUCAAAAAAUUGAAGACUUUAACUGGCUGUUCACCGAGUACUGCAAGGCCACACUCUCUAAGAAAGUCCAUAAUCAUCACGCCUUCCACUUAAACCUGCCCUGUGCCAGGAUUUUCCGCAAAGGUGAACCCAUAUAUCGAUGUCUCACCUGUGGGUUUGACGACACCUGUGCUCUCUGCUCCAAUUGCUACCUUCCCGAGAACCAUGAGGGCCACAAGGUGCACAUCACUAUCUGCUUACGUGAGAAUGGUGGGGUGUGUGAUUGUGGGGACCCUGAGGCCUGGGUCAAGGAAUAUGUUUGUCCGUAUGCUUCACAGGAUAAGGAUACACCCCAGCAGAAGAAGGAUACUCCGGCUGAACUCCAGAAGUCUUUCUUAGAAACCAUAGAAAUCUUGUUGGACUAUGUCAUCGAUGUAAUGUCACAGUGUGACUUGCAUUUCGAGAAUCCCCUUGAGAUGGAGCCCAAUAGAAUCGAGAUUUCGACCCAUAAAUCCUGUUUAGAUCCAACCAAGUAUGGAUACCCAGACUCCGAUGAAACCAUCAGAAAUCUCGAUAGAAGUUCAGAUAAAUAUUACUUAAUGGUCUACAACGACCAGAUACGGCAUUACAGAGACGCUGUGCAGAGAAUCUACCAUGCUAGUAAGAAAGUCCCACAGUUUGCAGUAAUGGUAACAGAAAAAGUGCAAAAUUACGGUAAAGCUAAAGUUAUUAGCUCUUCCGACAUUAAAUUACUACAAGAUAGGCAAAAGGUCUUAAGUUCAACGGGUCUCGCCACCUGCAUCAGGCUGCAUAGAGACAUCUUUAGGGAGGAUAUGGUCGAUGAAAUAUUGAAGUGGAUUUACGAACUUACUGAAAGUGAUAUGUUCAAAUCUAAUUUCGAUUUUAAGAAUUUGAUCUGUAAGGCAUUUAUCGGAAGAUGGAAUAACGGGCUCUUAAAUGUCGGUGAUCUGGAUGGAUCAUCCUCCUCGUAUAGCUACAAAGUAGGUACUUUAGACCCAUUUCUCAAGAUACCAAAAAUUCCAAGUGCUAAGAGUUACUACAGGAAUCAGCCGGGUAUGAUGACAAGCUCACCACCCUCGCAUUGGGACUUCACUCCCUCUAAAUGGGAACUUAGAGAUGAUAUUUGCAAUGAAUGCGAUUAUAAUUUAACAGAAGAAGAUUACCAGCCUGACGUGAGCCAUCUUGGAUCAAGAUUCCAAUAUUUUAUUUACCUCGAUAUCAGAUUUUGGAAAUCAAUUAGAUCCUUACUUCAUGAUAUGUAUUCUACGUCGCUUAUUACGAAUUUGCAAUACAAAUUCAUAAUAAGUUGUCAGUAUGUUGAUAUAUACCCUGGAAUGGCUGACAUGUUUUUAACCAUGGACAGAGAACCUGAGAUGAAUGUGAUGUGUACUUUAUCAACGCAACUUUUCACUUGUCCGACAAAUUCUACUUCCAUCGUGAAGCAUGGUGAUUUGUCUAGAAUUUUUGCAUCCAUUUACGGGUUCUUAACUACUGAGGAAAUAAGAUCCCCUGAUAAUAUUGAACUUUCUCAUGAAAUAUCCUUAAAAUCGUUGAAGAAUAGAAGGUGGGGGCAAAUAUUCUUCGAUAUUGGUUAUAUCUUGAGUAGGAGCAAACAGCUGAAAACAAUCUUAACUGGAAAUAUAGUUCCAAUGGCAUGCGAUAUUCUAGCACUAUUCCAAGGUAGACCAGUUAUGAAGAGGGAAAGUAAGAAUCAUAUUGAAUAUGAAAAUCCUGAUUAUACUGCAUUUUUCCACGCAAUCCUGGUCAUAUACCAAUUUGCUUGGGUCAUCUCAAGUUGCUUAAGUAACUUGGAAAAGAAAGACAAACUUAGUCCAGAAGAGAUGAAAACCAUUUCUAACAACGUUAUUGACUAUGUGAUACAAUUUUUGUUGAAAUUAGAGAAUAAUGAUUACCCUGGGUUAAUCGACGAAUUUGUGGACAUCCACUUGAGUGACGAUAAGACGAGAAGUAUCAGAACUAUCACAGAAGAAAUAGAGGGUAGUGUAAUACAAAAGUAUGACAUUGACAAAGAAAAGGUUAGUUUUUUACAUCCAAUACAUUCUUUUUUAUCUUGGCUAAUGGAAGUUUCGAAUUUCUCGUCAGCUGAUGAAAUUAGAAGUAUAUUCGAGAAAGCUGCAAGGCUGCAAUCGCAAAGUCAGCAACUUCAAUCAAUUACAAGCAUCUCUAGUGGAAUUACUGAGAGCACCCCAAUAUUUGAAUAUCCAAUUCGUACAAUUGUCUUGAUGUCUCAAAUUAAAUCAGGGUUUUGGGUGAGAAAUGGGUUUAGUGUAAGAUCUCAAUUACAGCUCUACAGGAAUACGUUAUUGAGAGAAAGUGGGUACAUGAGGGACUUAUUUUUGAUCCAAGUGUUUAUCAAUACCAAUUCACCAAACCUUGUAUGUUUCCUAUUAUUGAAUAGAUGGCUCUUAUUAGAUGGCUGGAUAAACAAUAGUGAGCCUGCAAAGCUCGAGGAACUAGACAAUAGUGGCGAAGAAGUACUGAAGCAAACUGAAUGUAGCUAUGAUAAAAAUACCCUUCCUUAUAUGAUCGAAGAGUGUUUGAAUUUCUUUAUUCAUGUUUUAACUGAAGACCUUUAUUUGAGAAAUUUAAGCAACGAAAAGAUUAGCGAAUUAAGAAUACGCAAUGAAAUUAUUCAUAAUCUAUGCUUUGGAGCAAUGAGCUAUACCAAACUAUGUGCUCAAAUUCCUGAUCAUAUUACUUCAGAAAAGAAGUUUGACAUGAUCUUGGAGGAUAUGUCUACUUUCGUCUCUCCAAGUGGAGCAAAGGACAUAGGGGUUUACAAAUUGAAAGAAGAAAACUUUGAUAAACUUAACCCGUAUUACUUCAAUUAUACCACAAACACGAAAGAUGAUGCCAUUAAGUUUGUUAAAGAUAGAGAACAUAAAAAGACUGGUAAGCCAAAGAGCGAAAUUGUAGUAAAGCCGAAAAUUAACCAGUCAGAAGUAUUAGGUGCUUAUAAAUUUGUGGGAAAUUUUGCGGUUUCUAUUUAUUUUCAAAAGUUUAUGAUCAAAACAUUGAAAUAUAUUUUACAAGAAGGAGCUGAAAAGACCGAAUCUUUAUUGGAAACUGUCCUUCAUCUAAUCCAUAUCUGCUCUUACGAAAAUACUAUUGAUGUGGAGAAGUAUGGCACAUUCUAUGAUAUAUUCAUUCAAAAGCAUGAUACAACAUCUGUGGCCACAUUGUUGUAUAAGUUUCUUUGUUCCGAAGCUUUUAAAGAUCAUCACUCUAAGAUUAGAUCCGUAUAUAGGGUAUUUGAAAAGCAUGGGAAGUACCCAUUAUACAGUACUUUAGAAGCUGCAAUCCCCGAUUUUAAUUUCAAGAUGUUAGAAGAAAAUGAUACCACCGCUUUUGAUGAAAAUGAACAAGAGAGAAAGAAGAGAAUUGCUAAAGAUAGACAGAAGAAACUUAUGGCGAAGUUUAAAAAGCAACAAACCCUGUUUCUUGAAAAAAAUAGGGCCAGCACCUUGGCAGCCUCGUUAAAUACAAAUUCAACAAAUUCAAGCAGUGCAACAACUAGCCUUAGUACAAAUCCAGAUGUCAGUGAUAUUGAUAUGGAAAUUGACACAGAACCUGAUGAUGACAGCGAUCUAGUAGGGUGGAAGUUUCCCGAGCCACAUUGUUUGCUCUGUCAGAAUGCUGCUGAAGAUGCUGGUCCAUUUGGUAUUAUUACCAGUAUUUCCAAGUCGUCAGAAUUUAGGACUGUUCCGUUUGAGGACGAUUAUUGGUUUUUGAAAUCUUUUUCCGACAAUGCGUGCCUAGAUUUAAGUGAUACUGAAAAUAAUACUGAGUUGAACAGUAGUGGCUGGAAUAGCUAUAUGAAGCAAAUUAAAGACAAUAAUGUCGUUGGUCCUGGCUUUACGCUGCACGAGAAUGUUGACAACAAAUUGGUAUCAUCAAGCUGUGGUCAUGGAAUGCACUUCCAGUGCUAUCUCAACUACUUGAAUACAAGUAGGGGAAAGCUGAAUCAAAUUACUAGAAACACGCCUGAAAAUAUUGAUCAGAAAGAAUUCUUGUGUCCAUUGUGCAAAUCGAUCAACAACAUGUUCAUGCCGAUUUUAUGGAGUUCUAAUAAGAGAAAAUUAUCAACAUUUUUGAAUCCGAGUUCAGAAACUGUUCAGGAGAAAAAAUCUCCGUUUGAAAAUCUUAGUAUUGAAGUCGCUCGUGAUAAAGAUUGGUUUGAGAACUUCUUGCAGCUAACAAAUAUGGAUAUUAUAGAUUCCGUAAGCUUGACACAAACAGCAACGGAGAUGAUUGAGCAGCAUACAAAGGAAAUAUCCACUAAUACAAAUCAAUUAUCUUCAAGUAGUCAAUCAUUCCGGCUACUUUUAUCUAACAUGUUCCAAACAUUGUCACUGUUAACAUUCCCACAAUCAUUCAAAGUUGACUCGACUGCUAUACUUGUAAAUACGAUAAAGUCGACAGAAAUUGGGUUAAGAGGUGUACCAUCAAAUGGAAGUCUUGUGAUUUCUCAAUUGUCAAACAAUUCCCUUAUUAAUUUAAGAACGUUAAAUGAGUUUAGAAAUACUAGUCUUCUUUUGAAGUCUAAAUUGCCCAUGGAAAAAAACCAAAGAUUAGAGCUUUACAUUAAACUAUUGGCAAAUUUGCUCUUUUUAAGUAAGGAUGACUUCAAUGUUUCUAUAUUGGAAAGAGAUUUCUUUGAAAUCUUAGUAACAAUUUUCCCACUUCCAAGAUCAGGAUUUGAUUUUAAUUCAAUAUUGAAAAUUUGUAUCAUUGGACAAGUGAUCCAAAACUUCAAUAUUAUUUGCAGUGAAAUAGUUCAAAACAAACUCUUUCAAAACCAUAGAAGCUAUUCAAUAUUGGAUGUUCCUAGUGUUGGUGGCAUAUCUGACGAAGCUGCCCUUGUAUGCACUAAGAUGUUCAAGAGACUUCAGAGCAGCCCCUCAAAGAAGAAUAAAGACGGAGAUAUUGAUAUUUCUGAUAGUAACUGUGUUGAUUGUCAUAUCGAAAAUGAAGUCGAAUUUGGAAAAAUUAUAUAUUCAAUGGUUCUUAAAGCUACUACUCCAUUUUACAGGAGAGCAGCUAUCUACGCGUUCUCUUCAUGUGCGGAUACUGAGAAUAUGGAUUUAUUACUAUCUGACGAAGAAGGCAGUAAACUUGAAGCCGACAGGAUUUGCAAGUUUAUGCAUGCUGACUUGUUUGCCGAGACUGUGAUGAAAUUUUCAGAACAGGGAACGUUUGAAAAUACCAAAUUCAAUUUAUUCUUAAACCAUCUAGAAUAUACUGCUGGUACGUCAAGACAUCCGCAAGGAGAAGUUGCUGAUUUGCGCAAGAAACUCGAAUACCCUGGGUUAAUUAGACUUAUUGACUUGCCGGAGAGAUUGGAUUUCUUCUUCACUAACUAUUAUUAUCUGGAUAUAUACGACAAUCCUCAUCGAUGUAUCGAGAAUCCAGCGAUUUGCUUAUUUUGUGGUAAAGUAGUUGACGUGCAAAAAUCAGCAUUGGGAUGCAAAGAGGGUCAAUGUACAACGCACUACCGCAAAGAGUGCUCUAACAGCAUAGGUAUAUUUCUCCUUCCUAAGGAACGCUGCGUCCUCCUUAUGCAUAAGAAUGGAGGUUCAUUCUACAAUGCUCCGUAUUUGGACCAACACGGGGAGUUGGCGUCGGAAUCCAAGCGCAUGAAGACGCUCUACUUAAUGAAAUCUCGAUAUGACGACUUCAUUAGAAAUGUCUGGCUACAGCAUGAUAUACCAAACUAUGUAGCAAGAAAGCUCGAUAGUGUGAUGGAUGCUGGAGGUUGGGAUACAUUAUAG
Messenger RNA from Dujonia railenensis, 6018 nucleotides. The record is from the annotation of a GenBank genome assembly. Lineage: Eukaryota; Fungi; Ascomycota; Pichiomycetes; Serinales; Debaryomycetaceae.